Aaosphaeria arxii CBS 175.79 is the source of this 1672-nucleotide messenger RNA. Its product is annotated as cyclin-dependent protein kinase-like protein Ssn3. Gene Ontology annotation, molecular function: cyclin-dependent protein serine/threonine kinase activity; ATP binding; RNA polymerase II CTD heptapeptide repeat kinase activity. NCBI's taxonomy places the organism in Eukaryota, Fungi, Ascomycota, Dothideomycetes, Pleosporales. Gene Ontology annotation, biological process: protein phosphorylation. Gene Ontology annotation, cellular component: nucleus; mediator complex. The coding region runs from base 339 to 1538 and encodes 399 amino acids. The transcript has 2 exons. The record is from RefSeq and is a predicted model, not a curated record.
UCUUUACAAUCCGUUCCGUAUAUACUCCUGCUCAUCCCUCUUCACUAUGUCGCUAUACUCAAUCUUACGAGCCCUGUCGUGAUCUUCCGCCGCGUCAUAUCCUCCGAUGCAUUUCUUUCCUUAGUCUGAUCUUUGGUAGCGUCUCCACCGUCUGAUCGUUACUGCUUUGUGUUUGUUCGCCCCAUUCAACGGCGCCGAAACCUCGACAUCUUUUCUAUUUCAAUCUGCAUCUGGCAUCGUCAUCUCAUUGUCGUCGCUUCGCUCAUUUCUAUCUCGUCUCUCUUUGGACCGUUCAUUAAUCUGCUGUGCGAGCAGAUCCGGCCGACUCCUCCCAAGCAAUGUUCACUGGCUACAACACCAAAAAGCGAGUGAACGAGCGAUACAAGAUCAUAGGCUUCAUCAGCAGCGGCACCUAUGGCCGUGUCUACAAGGCUGAAGGCCGAAAUGGCCAUGUUGGAGAGUUUGCCAUCAAGAAAUUCAAGCCGGACAAGGAAGGGGAACUGCAAUACUCCGGCAUUUCUCAGUCGGCCAUCAGGGAGAUGGCCCUCUGUACAGAGCUCUCACAUCCUAAUGUCGUGCAUACGUGCGAGAUAAUCCUGGAGGACAAAUGCAUCUUCAUCGUGUUCGAAUAUGCAGAACAUGAUCUCCUCCAGAUCAUCCAUCAUCAUAACCAGCCACAACGGCAGGCAAUUCCAGCAAAAACAAUCAAGUCGAUUCUGCACCAACUGCUCCAGGGCCUCGUCUACUUACAUAAGAAUUGGGUCAUGCAUCGAGACUUGAAACCUGCCAACAUCAUGGUGACUAGUGCAGGUAAAGUCAAAAUCGGCGAUCUUGGCCUGGCAAGGCUGUUUUAUAAGCCAUUGCAGUCCUUGUUCUCGGGCGAUAAAGUCGUAGUAACGAUCUGGUAUCGUGCCCCCGAGCUGCUACUUGGUAGUCGCCAUUACACGCCUGCUGUCGAUUUGUGGGCUGUCGGUUGCAUCUUUGCGGAACUGCUAUCAUUACGACCCAUCUUCAAGGGAGAAGAGGCCAAGAUGGACAAUAAGAAGACGGUUCCAUUCCAGCGGAACCAGAUGCAGAAAAUCGUGGAGAUUAUGGGAAUGCCAAAUCGGGACCGAUGGCCGCUGCUGGUGGCCAUGCCCGAGUAUCAGCAAUUGAAUACAUUGGCGGCAGGCAAUUCGAGAUUCAAUCGUCCUCAAGGGUUGGAGAAUUGGUAUCAGUCAUGCCUCAAGAAUAAUCAGUACCCCCAAGGCGCGUCGCCCGACUCUCCCGGACCCGAAGGAUUCUCACUUCUCCAACGACUGCUCGAGUAUGACCCGCAGAAGCGAUUAACUGCCGAGAAGGCCCUGCAGCAUCCCUACUUCACUGCUCAAGGAAAGCCAUCGGAGAAUUGCUUCGAAGACUCCAAAGUAAAGUAUCCGGUCCGAAGGGUUAGCCAAGAGGAUAACGACAUCCGGACGUCAAGCCUUCCAGGUACGAAGAGGAGUGGACUGCCGGAUGACACACUUUUACGACCGGCGAAACGACUCAAGGAGGGAUGAGGGCAACAACAAUACACUAUCAAGGAGGAGCGAAAAGCGUUUGCUUCCACGUCAUUUCCCUAUUCCUAUUGCAAAAUCGCCAGGCUGCGAGUUGAGAAAGGCCGAUAUCGAUCGGAUUAGAUUGGGACCCGGGC